AUCCCUUUUAGCCCCUCUCUGGGUGCUUUACUGAGGACGAAGAAGGUUGCCUCGUCCAGAAAUAAAGUUCACUCAUCGUCGUGUUCAAUUUAAAUCGAUAUAAAUGCGGCUGAAAGAGUCACAUGGUAACUAGCAGCCUUGGUAUAAUUAUGAGCUGAGUGGAGCUUUAUCUUGAGAAAACAAUAGAGCUCUAAUCGGGGAGAGAGGAGAAAUUCAACAAAUGUCAUCCAAGAUUUUCCUAGAAUUUUUGGAAUUGAAAAAAUGGAGAGCUAAGAACUUGAGAAUUUAAUGCAAUACUCAAAAGGAAUGAGAAGAUAGAAGAAACGAGAAGAUAAUAGUCUAGGCGUUCGUUAUCGCAACUGAUAAUUAGGAACUUCAGCGAGUUGAGACACGGAUCAUCCAAGAAACGGAAAAGGAAAAGGAGGCGCUCUAAGAAAGGCUUGAAUACAUUGGAGAGCAGCUAAUGGCGCGGAGAAUAAACAAGGAGAAAAGUGAAAAAUGAGGGGUUUGAAAAUUUGCACCGAGAAAUCAUAAAUUUACGGAACUGAAAGUACGGAGAAUACGAAUGUUUUUUUGUUGGAACACGUAUAAAGAGGAUAGGAGGGAUUGGGGACUUUGAUUAUCCAACAAUAAACGCAUCGACCUCAGUUGACACAUCGCAAAUGUGAUCCUAGCGGAGUGCGGGGUCAAGGCGCUAAGCCUGGAAGACUCGUCAGGCUUAGAGGGUGAUAAAGGAUCAAUGAUGAGAAUUUUCUGUGUUACUAACACACGGAGAAUAUUAUACGGCGUUAGGACUCAUAUACGUAUUCAUUUGUUAUCAAUGAUGGUUUACAAUGGUUCUUGAUUCAGUGAAAUAAUAUCAAACACUGUGAACCGUGUAGACAUUCUCCUGAGUCCAGUCUCUACGAAGAGAAAAAAAUCUAUUAUCAAAUAAUUAAACAUGGUUGAACGUUGGACACUUAUUUUACCCCUGCUGAAUGUGUUCGUGUAUCUUCAGAGUGGCAGGGUAACAUCAAAAACAACGCCAGAGAGAGAGGCCAUUCUCAUACCUGGGGAUAUAGUUCUCGGUGGACUUUUUCCCGUUCAUGAUAAGGGAGAAUUUACGUGUGGAUCCAAAGUUUAUAACAGAGGAGUGCAGAGACUUGAGGCCAUGCUUUUUGCUGUUGAUCAGAUUAAUCAGGAAAAUAAAAUAUUGCCCGGUAUUUCACUCGGUGUUCAUAUACUUGAUACGUGCAGCAGGGACACGUAUGCACUCAAUCAGAGCCUACACUUUGUGAGAGCCUCGUUAUCGAAUCUAGACAUUAGUAUACUCGAGUGCACUGAUGGCUCAACACCUAAGGUCAGGAACACAGCCAGUGCUGGACCAAUUUUUGGAGUCAUCGGAGGAUCCUACAGUUCAGUGUCACUCCAGCUUUCAUCAAAGAUGAUGCAGUAGUUUCCUUCCAGUUCUUCAAAUUAGUUGAAGAUGUAUGGAAUUAUGUUUUCUAUCAUUGUAACCGAUGCUUAAUUUUUCAAAACAUUUUUCUAUCCCAAUUUUCAAUUUCAUCAUAUCACCUUAGGGGAAUAAAAGUAUGAGUUGUCAAUGUAGCUCCUGUGAAAAAUAGAGCAAAAUAGCAACGAAUAUAA
Diachasma alloeum is the source of this 1626-nucleotide messenger RNA. RefSeq names its product metabotropic glutamate receptor. Gene Ontology annotation, cellular component: membrane. The record is from RefSeq and is a predicted model, not a curated record. The transcript is spliced from 4 exons. Bases 941 to 1435 code for a protein of 164 amino acids. Gene Ontology annotation, biological process: regulation of synaptic transmission, glutamatergic; G protein-coupled glutamate receptor signaling pathway. Gene Ontology annotation, molecular function: group II metabotropic glutamate receptor activity. NCBI's taxonomy places the organism in Eukaryota, Metazoa, Arthropoda, Insecta, Hymenoptera, Braconidae.